AGACGUUUAAUUCGUUGCUAGAUAAAAGGGAACAUGUUAAAUCUUCAUCAAAAUGUUGGGCUUACCAGUGCGCCGUCUGUGGUGUACGAUUUAUGACGUGGACUCUGAAAGAACAGCAUUUAGAAAAUGUGCAUGGACAAGCUAAAAAGACACAUAAGUGUCCAGAAUGCGCAACAAUAUUCUUGACCAGGAACGCCUACAGAAAUCAUUUUGCGACAAUGCACGCGGGAAUUAAUUUCGUUUGCUCCUAUUGUGGUAGAAAAUUCACCACAAAAAGACAUCUGGAACAGCACACUGUUAUCCAUACAGGGAUAAAAUUAUUUAAUUGUCCCAUUUGCUCGAAAUCAUUUCCGAGAAAAGCUAAUUUAACUCAACACAUGUGGAUACACAGCGAAUACAAAAGUUACCGAACCAGUCAGUAGCAAGCAAAUGGCAAAACGGAACGCUCAACUUGUGUUGCAAUACUCAACGGCUUAUCCGUUCAGAACGCGGGGCAACUUGAUGCUUUGUGUCUAUUGUUGCGAAGAAUACGCUGAUCCAAAAGACUAUCGCGAUCACAUGGAUAGGACGCACGAAUCUUUUACAAUAAGCACCGCCUUUGCUCAUGUCGGGAGAAGCAAGGAAUAUCUUAAAGUGGACCUGAGCGAUUUAAAAUGUCGAUUAUGUUUAACUCCGUGUAAUAAUUUAGAAGAAAUAGCUCUUCAUAUUCGUAAUCAUCAUGGGAUCAAUAACAUUGACAUCAGUUUUGAUAUCGGGAUGCACCCCUAUAAAAUAGACAUUGAUAGGUGGUCGUGUUUUCUAUGCAACAAAAAAAUGGCAUCCCUCACAAAAUUAUGCAGACACACUACUUGUCACUACCAAAAAUAUACCUGCGAUGUCUGCGGUAGAAGUUAUUUGACCUACGAGGCUUUGAAAUACCACAUACGUUGCAGUCAUUCCGGUAACUAUGUAUGUAGAAAAUGUUGGACAGAUUUUCCCACGCUUGAAAAGAAAAGGGAGCAUGUAAAAAAUUCUAAGGCAUGCUGGGGAUUUAUCUGUCUUAGUUGCGGAGAAAGAUUUAAGUCGUGGGAAAGUAAACAGAGACAUCUUGUCGAUGUCCACGGUGCUCCAAAAAAAGUGUUUACAUGUCCGGACUGCGAGGAAACCUUUGACAGUCGCAAACAUUUUUAUAAUCAUUUCAAAUUAAACCACAGCGACGAGACUUUCGUGUGUUCUUGUUGUGGACUUAAAUUCACAACUAAAUCACAAUUGGAAGAGCACAGAUCUUGCCACACCGGGGAGAAGCCCUACCGUUGCGACAUAUGUAUGAAAACGUUCUCAAGAACCAAGGGGUUAAAACAGCAUAUGUGGAUUCACAGUGAAAUUAAAAGAUUCGUCUGUACGAUUUGCAACAAACAAUUCUCACAAAAAGUCAGUCUCAAAGGCCAUUUAAUAACGCAUCAUCCGGAAGUCACGGCUAUCUAGAAAAAUUCGUUUUAAGAUAUGUUUUUGUUUUGCCCCUGCGCUUUUAGGAAUUAAUGUAAGAAAGAAUGUGAUUGUUUGAAUGUAAAAGUCCGUAAGAACAGAUGUAGGCUAGUUUUAAUGGUUGUGACAUUGACCAUUUUCUUUUUUGU
Messenger RNA from Danaus plexippus (monarch butterfly), 1613 nucleotides. RefSeq names its product oocyte zinc finger protein XlCOF26-like. The transcript has 2 exons. NCBI's taxonomy places the organism in Eukaryota, Metazoa, Arthropoda, Insecta, Lepidoptera, Nymphalidae. The record is from RefSeq and is a predicted model, not a curated record. Gene Ontology annotation, cellular component: nucleus. Gene Ontology annotation, biological process: regulation of transcription by RNA polymerase II. Gene Ontology annotation, molecular function: RNA polymerase II transcription regulatory region sequence-specific DNA binding; DNA-binding transcription factor activity, RNA polymerase II-specific. Bases 430 to 1464 code for a protein of 344 amino acids.